AUGGAGUGCGUCUCCACUGCAUCUAUGUCUGUUCUGAUAAAUGGUUCGCCAACAAAACCCUUCAAAAUGGAAAGAGGCUUGAGACAAGGUGACCCACUUUCUCCCUUCUUAUUUGUUCUGGUUGUGGAUGUGCUGCAUCGUAUGGUCGGAGAGGCAAUCAGGAACGACCGUAUAUCACCGUUGCUGGUAGAAAGAGAUGGCCUCAGUAUUAAUUUCGAUAAAUCCAGUUUGAUUCUAAUUAAUUGUGAAGAGCAGUGGGUCCAGCGUAUGUGUAACCUUUUGGGGUGCAAGCAGGAAACCCUCCCAGUUAAAUACCUUGGAGUCUCUCUUGGAGCAAACCCGAGGUUAGUGAAGACUUGGAAGCCUAUAAUAGACAAAGUGGAGGAGAAACUCAGUCUGUGGAAAGCUCGGUUACUAAACAAAGCAGGGAAAUUGGUGUUGAUCAAGUCAGUCCUAAAUAGUCUACCGGUGUAUUAUUUGAGCUUGUUCAAGAUGCCAAAAGCUGUUGCUGAGAAAUUAAUCUCAUUGCAGAGAAGGUUCCUGUGGAGUAAGGAAGAUGGUGGACAUGGUGUGGCAUUAGUUAGAUGGGAGAUGGUGCAGGCUCUUAAGAAGCUAGGCGGCUUGGGAGUUGGUGAUGUUAUGAUUCGCAAUACAGUUCUGUUGUUUAAGUGGUGGUGGAGGUUUGCUAAGGAAGAGUGUCCGCUGUGGAAAAAUGUAUGCCCGCUGUUCCUAGGAGAGGAGGGCCAUGGAAAGACGUAUGCCAGCUACAAUUCAUGA
Molecule: messenger RNA, 777 nt
Organism: Arachis ipaensis
Lineage: Eukaryota; Viridiplantae; Streptophyta; Magnoliopsida; Fabales; Fabaceae
Source: RefSeq, a predicted model, not a curated record